Messenger RNA from Lutra lutra (Eurasian river otter), 2204 nucleotides. Its product is annotated as prostate and testis expressed protein 13-like. The record is from RefSeq and is a predicted model, not a curated record. The transcript is spliced from 5 exons. NCBI's taxonomy places the organism in Eukaryota, Metazoa, Chordata, Mammalia, Carnivora, Mustelidae. Bases 505 to 936 code for a protein of 143 amino acids.
UGUUCCCAGGGGAAAAAUACUUCCCCUCCAUGUGCCCUUGGGCUUCAACUGGAAGAUGAGGUCCAUUCUUUCUAACCUACGUGCUUGUUCAGAAAAUCCAAAGAAAUCAAGUGCAUAACAUGCCCGAAGAAGGUUUGACACCAAGUAGGGUCUUCCUGACCAUUAUCCACACAUGAAUUUUUAUUUCUUUUUUAGAUUUUAUUUCUUUACGAGAGAGAGAGCAUGUGUUGGUGAGGAGGGCCAGAGGGAGAGGGACAAGCAGACUCCCUUGCCAAGCAAGGAGCCCUACUCAGGGCUCAGUCCCAGGACCACGAGACCUUGACCUGAGCCGAAGGCAGACACCUAACCGACUGAGCCCCCAGGCGCUGCUCCAUAUGUGAAUUUCUUAAGUUCCAAUGCCUCCAUCUGAUGUAGCUCUGGCAGUCCUUGUUUCUACCUGUGAGGUCCCAGAGGCACAGAGAAGGAGAAACCUGUUGAAGAUCCCAUGGCCGGAUCAUCCCUGGAAUGGGUCCCAGGAUGUUCCAGUUGCUUCUGCUGGGCACAUUCACAGUGCUCUUCAUGGAUGAAGGAAACCGAGUCCUGACAUCAAGAUUGGUUCGAUAUUGCUAUCAAUGUGCCCGCUUUGAUGGAUACAGAUGCCUCACUGGCUUGAAAAAGUGCUGGAAAGUCAAUCUAACAAUUUACAGAAGGAGUUGUACCAUAGAUCACUACUACUACGAUGAUCGAAUUACUGGGAGAGCUCUGUAUCGUUAUUCGGAACUGUCGUGUAAACCUUGUGAAGAGGGAAUGGUUCAAGUAUACCAUGACUUACUGAAAGAAACAAUUUGCUGCAAUCAUAAGGACAUGUGUAAUAACGGCAACAUAAAUUUAGAUACUACAGUGGUAUUUGGAAGAGGGAUAGAUAACAUGACUGAUGUGAUAAAAGAUAGAAGAUAAACAUGUGCUUAAGAUUUUAAACCAUAUAGGAAUGCACAUCUUAAAUAAUACUUUCCCCUUCCCCUAAAAUAGACCAAGAGUAUAGGGGCACCGGAGUGGCUCAGUCUGAAAAGCAUGGGAUUCUUGAUCUCAGGAUUGUGAGUUCAAACCCCAUGUUGGGUGUAGAGAUUACUUAAAUAAAUAAACUUAAGGGGAAAAAAAGAAAAGAAAAAGAGAUAGUAUAAAAGGAAAUAGAACAUAAAGUAGAAAAUUAUACACACAAAUUUACAAACACCAUAAAACAAUAUAACAGCAUUGACUUAACAUAUCAGCCAAAUUAAAAAGAUUUUAGUUUAGUAAACAGAGCAAAAUCCAACUCUUAUGAUGAUUUAGAAAUAUGACUGAGUCAAAACAAUUCGGAAUGUGUAAGUAUAAAUGAAUAGGAAAAUACAUAUUAAAAACCCAUAUUGAGUAUGAGCCUAUUUAUGGGCUCAAAAUCAUCAAAAGAGAUAAUAUACUUUAUAUUAUUAAAGUCACUAAUGUAUCAUAAAGAUAUAAAUUAUUAAAACAGGCAGCCAAUACCAGAGCAAUGACUUUUCUUAACAACUCUCCUAUAGAAAUUGUAGGAGGUACGAUGAAAAAAAGAAAUGCAUGCUAAUCAUCAGUCAUGUGCGUAAAUAAUUAGCAAGGGGAUUGAAGACAUAUACAACAUGAUUAUUAAGGUAAAUCUUAUAAAACUAUAUCUAAUCCUGAACCCAGAUAAUAGAGAACUUGGCUUUUCAAAUGCACACAGAAUAAUCACAAAGAUUGGUCACAUAUAUUUGCCCUGUGGAGGAUAGAGUUGAUUUACAUCUGAACUAUAGAAGGUUCAUAUUUUUCUCAGUACAUGUUUGGAAUUUUGGCCAGGAUAAAAACCUUUGUAAUGUGCUCUUUAAAGUCUGAAACUCCCCUGGUGACUCCCAGCAUCAUUUUAUUUACUGAUCUAAAUAAACUGUUUUCCAGCCUGGCUUGAUCACAUGGUUACAGAUAUAACGCCAUCCUCCCCACCAACCACAUGCACCCUCAUUAAGAACUUCUGUUUAAAAUAGCCCUGAUGCUGAGAUUCCUGACACAGAUUGUGGUUGUGUAAUCCCGUGACCGAGAGCAGUCUGUAUGUAAAUGAGGACUCCUGGGAGCUUGUGCAUGGAAUGUCUCUUGGAUUUCCUAAUUUUUGUCUGUACUCCUCUUCUUUUGCUGCACUGUAUCCUUAGUCUUUAAAUAAAAGCUAUAUUCAGUAUGCACUAUAAGUA